GUAUAAAUAGUGGUCUAAUUUAUAUCUGACAUUCAUUUAUUGUGUAUAAUAACUGUAAUAAUAAUCUGUUGUUAAAAAUGAAGUCAACAGUAAUUUUGCUCUUAAUUCUCACUUUUGGAUCAAAACAGAUAUAUUCUGAUAAUCCAAAAGUGGCGGCAAUGAAGAUGUUUAAGGCGCUAACAAACCCUGAUGUUUACGACAAAGACAUGUCACCUCAAUUGGGAGAAAAUGCACCUGUAACAGUUAACGUGACCAUGUACGUGAUAGAGUACGAACACAAUCCAUUGGCCAGAGUGAUGAACGCAAUGGUAUAUUUCCGUCAGCGUUGGACUGACCGGCGAUUGUCUUCGUUGAGCGCCGAAGUUAUUGGAAGUCAAUCACUGGCCGAUCGGCUUUGGAUUCCCGACACCUUCUUUAGCAACGCUAUUGACGUGAAGGUCAUGUCUUACCCGACGGACAACGUCUUCGUUGCCAUAUAUCCGGGCGGAGGCGUCCAUCACAGCCAAAGAAUACAGCUAACACUUCGGUGCAAAGGACCGCCGCCUCAGACCCACAAAAACACCAAAACUACCGACAUUUGUCUCAUUGAUAUUGAGUCGUACGGCCAUAAUAUGACUGACAUUGAGUACGAUUGGGGUAAUCGGCCGAACUCGGUCGGUAUUGUUGAUGGAUUUGACCUUGGUCAUAAAUUUCUUCUGGCUGGCAUUAAAAGCAAGACCGAUCGGAUACAAUUAAGCACAGGAAAAUAUUCAAAACUUAUGGCAGAGUUUGAGUUUGUGUGCAGAGACUGUUCGCCCAAGCAAUCACUUGAUGCGAUGUUGCAUGGUCAUUAAAUUGUAACAAUUGUCAUCGAUG
Molecule: messenger RNA, 855 nt
Organism: Medioppia subpectinata
Lineage: Eukaryota; Metazoa; Arthropoda; Arachnida; Sarcoptiformes; Oppiidae
Source: the annotation of a GenBank genome assembly